This is a messenger RNA of Chaetomium fimeti, 908 nucleotides long. Its product is annotated as IgE-binging protein. The coding region runs from base 82 to 801 and encodes 239 amino acids. The record is from RefSeq and is a predicted model, not a curated record. Gene Ontology annotation, molecular function: glyoxalase III activity. Gene Ontology annotation, cellular component: cytoplasm. The transcript has 2 exons. Lineage: Eukaryota; Fungi; Ascomycota; Sordariomycetes; Sordariales; Chaetomiaceae.
ACAACAACAACAACAACAACAACAACAACAACAACAACAACAACAACAACAACAACAACAACAACAACAACAACAACAACCAUGUCUCUCCCCCGCCGCGCCCUCAUCGCCAUCACCUCGGCCCACGCCACCCUCUUCCAAAACACCGAAACAACCGGCCUCUUCAUCACCGAGGCCCUGCACCCCUUCCUCGUCCUCACCGCCGCCGGCUUCGACGUCGACCUGGCCUCCGAAACAGGCGCCUACACGCCCGACUGGCUCUCCCAGCAACCCGAUUUCCUCUCCGGCACCGACCUUGCUAUCUGGAACGACACCGCCAGCGCCUUCCGCAGGAAGCUGGAUAACAUGCCGCGCGCGGAUGAGCUUGAUGCGGAUGAGUAUGGGGUGUUUUAUGCGUCGGCGGGGCAUGCCGCGCUGAUUGAUUACCCGGCUGCGAGGGGGUUGCAAAGGGUUGCGGAGAGGGUGUGGGCGAGGGGCGGGGUGGUGGCGUCGGUUUGUCAUGGGCCGGCGAUUUUUGGGGGGGUGAGGGAUGAGGUGACGGGGGAGGCGGUUGUGAAGGGGAAGAAGAUGACCGGGUUUACGACCGAGGCGGAGGAGGUGAUGGGGAUUAUGGGCGAGUUGAGGGGGUGGGGGGCGGUUAUGGUGGAGGAGUUGGCGGAGGAGUUGGGGGCGGAGUACAAGCGCGCCCCUGGUAUCUGGGAUGACUUUCAUGUUGUUGAUGGUCGUCUUGUUACUGGCCAGAAUCCGGCGAGUGCGACCUCGACUGCUCGCGCUGUGGUGGAGGUGUUUGACGCCCUCUGAUUGAGGGGUGGCUGGUUGCUUUUGAGGAUUCUUUUCUUUCCUUUUCCUUUUCAAACGCGGACAUAGACUACGAGGUCAUCGAAUGAAUACCAAGUACCUUCGCUCUU